AAUGAAAAAUACUUAACAUCCCUCACUUUGUUCAAAUUCUUGGGUAUAGCCCCACAAAAUUAUGUUUAGAAACUAUGACAAUUGGAAAUGCCAAAAUUGCAACACCAUGAUCCAAUGGCGGUAUCCUGGGUGUUCUAUGAUCGAGAAUAAGUGAGCUCAUCUGCAUGAUGAUAGUCAAACUGAUAUGAAUUUUAAUCCUUCCAUUGCUAGACCUUUUGGUUCUGAGAUGUGUAAUGGACGUGGAAUAUGUGAUACAGAUCCAAUUCCAAAACACGGAGUCCUGGGAUUAUGUAACACUCAUUAUCAACCUAGUAAAUCUAUAACUACUGCAAAAAUGACAAUGAAUAGUCCAACGUCUGGUAAAUAUCCUAGGAUACAAUCUAAGUUGAUGAGAUUGCCCAAUUUUUCAAGUUCGAACAUCAAGUCACCAACAGAAAAGAAGUUCUUCAAAGAUCCUAAAAUUGCUCACAAAGAUCCACUAGAUACGGGAUGUUCGACACCCCAAAUGAAACUUGCAGGCCCUUAUACAGAACCUCCUAAUCCUGGGAAACAGAUGAAACUUGGAGAACCGUAUUAUGAACACCAAUCCGUAGAAAUGGACUUUUAUGCAGAUUUUUAGAUCAAAGUGACCCAUAAGAGAAUGCCGGAUUGGACAUGAUAGAUUCUUACAGAUCUGGAUGAAAGUUGAAAAAAAGGCAAAUAAAUGAUGAUGUUUUUCCAAAUAAUCAACUUGUAAAGAUUAUCUCUAUGAAUAAAUUCUGAAUACUAGGAUUGGAUGCUGAGAAGUUUGUCAAGCAUGAAUUGUAAUUUGAUCAGGAUUCACUUGUCAUCUGUCAUUUUAGUUGAAUGAUUUUCAAAAUUACUUUUUAUUAAAUUCUGACUGGAAGCAAACACAAAAUUUCCUCGUGGCUAAAUUCAAAAUUCAAAAUUCAAAUACAUUAUCACUCGAAAUGAAGUAACGUAUCGAUGCAAUGUUCAAGGCAUUUCCUGAUAUAGUGGUAACUUGUAGAACCGAACCAAUUGGGUACUACUCCAUUAAUUGGGAGGAGAUAGCAAGAUGGGCUUUAGAACAUGGAGAGCCAGAAAAUAUUCAGGGGGCAUGUAUGUCAGAAGAUAAUGCAGCCGCAAACUAUGGACAACCCAUUGACUGGUGUAGCAUUGCUGAUUCUUUCAUGCGAGAGGAAGCUUUGGAAGAUGCAGCUGAUAACUGCGAUGUGGAUGACUUAAAUGCAUCAAUUAGAGAACACGAGCAGCCAAUUCUAUGCCCGGACGAAACUAAUAAUUGCGGAGCAGCUGGAAGCUAUGGAGGACUCCCAUCACCUAUACAACACAUACGGAGUACCCGAACCCCAGCAGCAUUGCGCCAAAGAUUGCCGAUGUCAGUGGAUUAUGAUUAUAUGGAUAAUUCUGAGUUGAAUCGAUCGAUGAGAGAAUCUGACUUUAAUAAUACAUCCUGCUAUGGAAGAACACCUCCAAGUUCAAUUCAGGAUUUUUCAUGCAUGGAAGGAGAGCACAUGCACGAUUCUACAGGAGAUUAUCAAUCAGACAUACUUUCAUAUCUUGAAGGAAGAGCUGAGAGAAACAGGCCCCAUAGCAUAGCGGAAGGCUAUCAUUUCGCGGGUAGUGCCUAUGGAAGAGCAGACAAUAGCGAUGACCGUAGAGUUUACACCAGUACACCAAAAAAAAAGCAGAGGACUACCAGAGCAGAAACUUUUGAAAUGGUUGAUGGCUCCAAAAUGUUCAACGUAACAUUUGAUGAGUGUUUGAGUUUUGGAAGAAAACUGAGACAUAUUAGUGAUGUUAGAGCUGCAAACGGAUGCCAAAUUAUGCAUUUAGAUCGCGAGAUUAACGAAAAGCCAGAUGGAACAAGACACAGGGUAGACAUUGCCCGGAGAUGGCUCGAUUUGGAUGAAGACGAGCCUGGAUGUUCUUGAUAAGUGACACAGAAUGAAAUCAGAGUGAAAUUCAAAAUUAAAAAAUAUCUUACGAAAUGAUAUUUCAUUUGGAAAUAAAUCUCAUAAAUUUUUCAAAUUA
This is a messenger RNA of Athalia rosae (coleseed sawfly), 2034 nucleotides long. RefSeq lists its product as uncharacterized. The record is from RefSeq and is a predicted model, not a curated record. The transcript has 11 exons. NCBI's taxonomy places the organism in Eukaryota, Metazoa, Arthropoda, Insecta, Hymenoptera, Athaliidae. The coding region runs from base 972 to 1934 and encodes 320 amino acids.